AUGCGUCCGAUACAUCAACUGUUCGGCAGCGUGAUUCCCAUGAUCGCGAGCAUAGCGAUCUUGUUCUACGUCUGCCGGCGCUAUCCGUGCGUGGGACAGGUUCGUCGGGCGCGCGAAAAUAUCCAGUACAUCGGCGAGCAAGUGGUCAAGGGAAUGGAUGAGAUUGAAGGGGACGUAGGUGAGGAAUUGCGGAUCACCGAUCGAUUGACCGUUCAGAGUUCGAAGUUGGCCACGGUGUUACGACGAUUCGCGGAGCUGGAAGAGACCGUCAUAGAGUUGGUUCGGAUGGAUCGCAACAGGGAGAGCGUCAGGAUCGAGACACCCGAGAACGUGAACGAGGAGAUCCGAAGGAUCAUCGCAGCUGUAGAGGAGAAAAGAAAGGAGACGCGAGAAGAGCAACGCGCUGGAGAUACCAGAGACGGAAUUGCUACGGUUCGCGACACCCUCACCACUCAUCGGACUGCGUUGUCAAAAUUUUCGACCUGUGGUCCACGGGAAAUCGCGUUCGAUCGACCUCGAACCCCCAUCACGCCGGAAGUCCGACUUCUCGGCGAGCAGAUGAAACCGACAACGCCGACGGCGAUCGGUUCUGGAGCAGAGGCGAAACGAGAAUCAUAG
Dufourea novaeangliae is the source of this 618-nucleotide messenger RNA. RefSeq lists its product as uncharacterized. The transcript has 4 exons. Bases 1 to 618 code for a protein of 205 amino acids. The record is from RefSeq and is a predicted model, not a curated record. NCBI's taxonomy places the organism in Eukaryota, Metazoa, Arthropoda, Insecta, Hymenoptera, Halictidae.